Molecule: messenger RNA, 1896 nt
Organism: Mollisia scopiformis
Lineage: Eukaryota; Fungi; Ascomycota; Leotiomycetes; Helotiales; Mollisiaceae
Product: recQ family helicase-like protein RecQ
Exons: 5
Coding region: 191-1627 (478 amino acids)
Biological process (GO): double-strand break repair via homologous recombination
Cellular component (GO): chromosome; cytoplasm
Molecular function (GO): ATP binding; 3'-5' DNA helicase activity; nucleic acid binding
Source: RefSeq, a predicted model, not a curated record
GUUUCCUCCAUCAACAUCAUCGCAAGCUCAGUCGCAAAAUACUUCACAACCUGAACAGCACCUAAGAACUCUUGAGCAAGAGACUUGGAUCGAAUAUCGAGAAUGGAACGUCACUGUCCUCGAUCUUCCAAAAGAACGCCAACUUGAACGGACGCACCAUAUCAAUCACGUGGUCUCACUCAUUUUCACAAUGCCUGCUCUCACGAAGACUAACUCAUGUGUCGAUAUCGACUUUACGCUGAGGAGAAAGUUCAAGAGGACUACUUUCAGGGGCCAACAACGUGAGGUUAUCGUUGAUGCACUCGACAAGAAAGAUGUGUUCGUGCAAGCAGCUACAGGGUUUGGCAAAAGCUUAUGCUUUCAAUUACCAGCUGUUAUAGAUCAUGGAAUCACCGUGGUGAUUUGUCCAUUACUUUCCUUGAUGACUGAUCAGGUUAACGCACUGCGUGCUGCCGAUAUUGACGCUGGCAUGAUAAACGGAAAUACCACGUACACCGAGAGGCAACGCUUAUUACGCGAUCUCGCAACAGGUCAUCCCCGUACUCGUCUGCUGUAUGUGACCCCAGAGCAAUGUGCUACAGAGUCCUUCCGUAAACAUUUGAGGGUCGUGUACGAACAGCGAGAGUUAGCUCGCGUAGCCGUAGACGAAGCACAUUGUAUUUCGGAAUGGGGCCAUGACUUCCGAAAGUCUUUCCAAGACCUGCGUUGGUUUCGAGAGAAUUUUCCAGAUGUCCCUAUCAUAUGUCUUACUGCAACGGCAACGGCCAAAGUUCGGGACGAUAUUAUCAACAUGCUUGGCUUGGAUGAGGCCAACAUCAAGGUGUACACCAUGACCACAGACCGAAAGAACCUGCAUUACGAAGUAAGGUUCAAGUGUGACGAAGAACCUCAUUACAAUGACUUCCUGGGUUGGCUGAGAAGAGUUCACAAGUACCGUGCCGAAAACGUGGAGCGUCGUAGGGAACUCGAACGCAAGGGCGAACGGAUAGAUAACGUUUCUGGCAUCAUAUAUGCCCUCUUCCGUAACGAAUGCGAGGAGAUUGCAGCUAAACUCCGCUCAGAUGGUAUUGGAGCAAAACCUUAUCAUGCAGGACUGCACAAAGAUGAAAAAGAUGAAACCCUGCAGCGGUGGGUCAAUAACGACAAAGGCUACGAUGUCAUCGUAGCAACCACGGCGUUUGGCAUGGGAAUUGAUAAAGAAGACGUACGAUUCGUGGUUCAUUGGCAGUUACCAAAGUCGUUUGAGGGCUACUACCAGGAGGCCGGUCGCGCUGGUAGAGACGGGAAAGCUAGUGUAUGCAUCAUGUACUACAGCCGAGAAGACCGGGAUCGAGCUUUCAACAGAAUGAGCAGGGACAAAUUAGAGAUGAAAAACUUCGAAGCUCGAGCAAAGAGCCUUCAGGCAGUAGUAGACUACUGCGAGAACGUUGAAACAUGUCGGCAUCGGCUGAUAUGCAAAUACUUCGGGGAAGAAGCUGUCCCGGAGUGCGAUUAUGCCUGUGAUUGGCAUAAAGAUGCCAAAGGUUUGGAGAGGGCAAAGAAAAAUGGCCUUGCAAGUGAGGAAUUUGUCAGCACUCAAAGAGAGCUGGGAGCUUAUAUUGGCUAUGAUGGUUACGACUCAACAUAAGAUGGUAGGCCGUCAUUUGCUUAUUAUGAGUAAGGUGGAAGAGAAAGUAAGAAACCCAGAAAAAUGUAAUCAAUCGGCUACUUGCAUGCAUAGCAAACGCAGCUGCCUUUCAGUGUGUCGGGAUGGUUCUUCUAGGCACCCUUCCUAUGUGCAUGUACUGUCUAUGUACGACUUCAAUCUCUUUUGCCAGGCUGAAUGGCAUGCAACGGCUUUCCACUAAACUUCUUUGCUGUGCUGGGAGUGGUUAUUCACUCAGGGUAGUAAUGGAG